Volvox carteri f. nagariensis is the source of this 153-nucleotide messenger RNA. RefSeq lists its product as uncharacterized. Gene Ontology annotation, molecular function: protein binding. The transcript has a single exon. Gene Ontology annotation, cellular component: nucleus. The record is from RefSeq and is a predicted model, not a curated record. The annotation marks the transcript as partial. Lineage: Eukaryota; Viridiplantae; Chlorophyta; Chlorophyceae; Chlamydomonadales; Volvocaceae. Gene Ontology annotation, biological process: regulation of DNA-templated transcription.
CUGGAGCGCUACCGCGAGAAGAAGGCGCGGCGGCUGUACACCAAGAAGAUCCGGUACCAACUGCGGAAGAUUAAUGCGGACAAGCGACCCCGCAUCAAGGGCCGGUUUGUCAAGAAGGUGCGCAGGAAGCCCACCCGGUUUGAGAGUGCUUAG